AUAAGUAUUACAUUAUUAUUAUACAAACAACAAGUAGUAAAGUAACUAAUAUUAAAAUACAACCGCCACAAAAUGACUGAUGCACAAAAACAUGAAGCAAAGUAUCAGGAAAUGCAGAAAUAUGUACCAUUCUUACAAAGGGUCAUUGAAAAACUUAAAGUUAACAAUGAACAGCAGACAGAUAAUCCGCGCCAAGCGCAGCUACAAAAAAUGGAAAUGUUAUAUGAUUUGCUAACAAAUAAAGCUAAAAAGAUCAAAAUGGAAACUCUUAUAAAAUGUGAGGGUGUUGUAAUAAAGUUACAAUCCAAAAUUGAAAAGCAAACGAAUUUAUUACAGAAUGAAGAUCCCAUAUUAACUAAUGUUAAACUAAAACAACAAAUGUCCAAUAAACCUUCCACAUCUACAACUAACGAAAACAAUGUUCAAGAAGCUGAAGAUAUUUCAGGACCUGCAAGUCCGCCACCUGAAAUAAUACCAGAUGAUAUAGAACAGCCCGUGGUAAUACCCACAGAAAGGCGCUGCUCUCCGAUAUUGGUUAAUAAAAGACAGCAUGUGAAAGAAGCAACGGAUUCCCAUGCUUCAGAAAACUCAAAACAUUCCACAACUGAACAGUUUCUGAAGAUAAGGCAAAAAGUUUUUUCUGCUGAUCAUAAUCAAAGCAGUAGUAGUAGUAGUGCUACAAAACACAUUGCAGGGCAAGAAAAACAAGCUUAUCAUCCACCUCAUCAUUAUGAUUCUCGCCAGGGCGCUACAACUUAUAAUGCUAAAGAACAUCAAACUCAGCAUUCUAAGCAUUUAAACACCAGCAGACAAAACAGCCCUUUGUCGAGAGAGAAACCCGCCAAUAAGCCUCCAACACCUGCUCCAAAACUCCAAACAGUAAAAGUGGUUAUAACCGAGCCUUUGCCAGCUCAUGUCAAACAGCAACAUUUUCCCACUGCUAGCCAGUAUUUGCCCAGAGCCUCUAUAUGCCAUAAUAAUCUAAGGACCUUGCCUCAAGUGAGUCAAACCAAUGUAGAUCAUAAUGAGGCCUAUAGUCCCGAAGAAUUGUGGGAUCAAUACAAUGAAUCACAUAAAAACAAACCACACAAUACUACUGCACCCUCAACACCACCUGUGUUUAGUCGUUUGGGUGCUAAGGUACCAGACAAUUCUAAUGAUGACCGUCCUUCAACAAGUAAAGCUUCUGGUCGUUACACUCCCAUACCGGAUGUAUUGAAAAGUCCUCCCCUUUCCGUUUCCGAUAUCAAUAAUCUUUUAAUAGAAUCGGGAGCCGAUAAAAUACCAAAAGACAUUUCAGAAAUAGGUUGCAGAAGGACUCCGAAACCGGAAGAUAAUCAGCGGAGAUUUGAGGCUUCGCCCACUAAUAAUUCUUUUGAAGUGGUGCGCAAGAAAUUAGCCCAAAGUGCCCGUAUGAAUUCCCCACUUUCGGCAGAUAAAGAGGAACGUAACAUGUCUCCGCUGCCGAACGAAAGGAUCGCUUUAAAAUACAAUCCACAUCCUAGACAGGAAAGACUACAAUCCAUGUCCUCCACAGAUGGCAGCGAAUGCAGUACACAAUCCAAAAUAAAUGAUCCGCGCAUUAAAUUGAAAAUGCACACAAACAGUGCUUUGAACUCUCCCACCCAAGUGGCGACUUCCCCAAAUGUCAAUGUUUUGCCGGCCAUCAAUUUUAACGAUCCGCGCCUGAAAAAGCAAAAUUUAUUAUCAUUGACAGCAACACCGCCGCCGGCGCCAGUAAAAAUACCUGCGCCCGCCACACCGCCUACUCAUACUUCCACACCCGUUAUAGGGUUCCGCAUAAAAGAUCCCAGAAUCUCCAGAAAUCACAUUAAUCCUUUAUGUGCCAUGCAAACACCGCCAGCACGCAGACCCAGCGUAAAUCAAACUCAAUAUAGUUCAGAGGAAAACUGGGACUCGGAGCCGGAAGAAAAAUCCCGGCCUCCCAACAAAGUUGAUCCCAGGCUGGCAAAAAGAGAACACCAACAUCCUUAUGAAAGUAAUUGUGCAAACUUAACUUCAAAGCCACCACCAAAUAGAAGAAAUAGCAUGAGUCAGUCACGAUUUCAAAUGGAUUCUGCUGCAGCUCAUAAUAGGGCCGUAAGUCAACCAAGAUUUCAAAUGGAUUCUUCUGCGGCUCGUAGUAGGUCCGCAAGUCAACCACGUUUUCAAAUGAAUGCUAGACCUAAUAAUAGGGCCUCGAGUCAACCACGAUUUGAUAAGCCAAAUUGUUCUAAACCAGAUACGGAAGAGAAUUGGGAUUCGGACGAUGAUACGAACGCCUCCAUUAACAAUUCGUUUGGCCAAACUAAUCAACAAAUGAAACAAAAUCAACAUAAACAGUCUCUCUUAAAUAAAGAAACCGAUACUGUACCUAAAUCCAAAAAACAAAGGAACAGAUUGCUGCCUGCAAUUACACAUACAGUUCCCAAUCCACCCAAUUCAGAUACCGAAGAAGAUUGGGACUCAGAACCAGAAAUUACGAAUGAUAAACCAAAAUCUUUAACAAAUAUUGAGUCUGAGGGUAAUAAUGUUAAACCCAAAGCUGUAACACAAUUAUCGUGUGAUAAAUCACCUGGAGUGCCACCCGUAAUGCCAGCUUUCCAUACUCAAAUCUCACCAAAAGGAUUUGCAAGUCCUAUACACAGUUUGCCCUCACCAGUGCCGCAUAAUCCUUAUAAUCAGUCUCCUUAUUCUUUAGUGAGCCCUCACAACAAUAACCAAUUUCCAGUACCCCAUACUGCGGCUAAUAAUCCUUUAGUGGGCCCUCACAACCAUAGCCAAUUUCCAAUGCCCAAUACUGCAGCUAAUAAUCGUUUUAGUUCGGUCUUAAAUGACAAAUCCGAAAGAAUUAAAUAUUUCGAAGCCAAGAAACAGAAAUCUGUACAACCGCGUACAUACAAAGAAUUCAGAGAGGCUAGAGAAAGGGCACAAGCUCAGGAGGCUGCUAUAAAAAGAGCAGCCGAUGAGGCGGAAGCCAAAAAGAGAGCAGCAGAGCUUAAAGAGGCCAACAAAGGUAAAGAAAUAACUAUACAGGAAAGUGAGAAGAAAGAACAACCAAAAGAGACUCCUAAGAAGUUAGAUGAAUGUAAAAAGGAUAAGAAACCAAAUCAAAUUGAAACAACAAAAGCCACAUCAACGCCAUCACAUCAAGAUCAUCAUAAGAAGGCUACUGGUGCUGCAGAAUCGACUUUAGAUAAAAUGUAUCGUACACAAAACUUCAAUUCAAGUUUCCCCAAAUCGGUUACAGCUUUCAAAAUACCAAAAAAGAAAACCGAAGAGAAAAUUAAGGAGCCCGCAACUAAAACCAAUGAAGUGGUAGUACCACCAAAACAACCAGAAACUGAGGUAAUAACUGAGAAAACAAAAUCACAAAGCCAGGAAUCUAAAGAUACAGAUAAAGGAAAGAAUAAUAAAUGUAAUAACAAUAAGAAGGCAAGUGAGCCUGCUCCAUCUAAACCUUUGGUAGCUGAAGAUAGUGAUAAAAUAGAACAAAACCAAGUAAAACCAAAAGGUAUUAAAGAAAAUUCAGCAAAAACUAAGAUGGCUGCAAAUGCAAAUUCCUCUCAAAAAGAAAAACCCAGUAAUGAAGCACCCAAAGAUAAACAAGAAAAACAAACAGAAGCUACCGAAGAUAAAUCAGAUAAAACUUCCCAAAGUAAUAAAAUUGAGACAGAAAAUAAUGAAAAAGAUUCUCAGAAAUCGCACGAACAAUUAAAUGAAAACAAAGCGGAUAAAACGGCUGAAGAUAAUAAGAAAACUAUUCGUGAUCCCAGGUGUAGACCUAAACCGCCAACCAAGGUAAAUCAAACCAUAAAUGAACAAGAGCAGGAUAAAGAAAAACAAAAAGAACCUGUCUCCGAAAAGUUUAAAAUGUUUGAAGAAAUUGUUAUAACAUCAGCGGAAAAUGAGGUCACCCUGAAGCCCCAACAAAAUCUAAGCGCCCUCGAUAAAUUCAAUAAACUUACCCAAGAAUUAACACCCAAGCCUCAGCGUAUCUUACGUAGGCGCAAUACCAUGGUGGUAUUUGAUAGUGCCCCCUUGGUGGACAAAGAGAAAUUAAGAAAAGCCAAUGCUUUACUUUUCGAAGAUGUGCACGACGAGGAGAAACGCAAGCGUAAGCAAGCCGAAGAGGAGCGCAUAACGGCACGACGCAAUAAACACUUGGAGGAAAUGUUCAAGAAAACCGAUGACAAUUGCACGGUGUCAACACAAAAUAUUAUAACGGGCAAACGAAGAACACGAGCCACCAUUAAUUUUAAUGAAACUGCAAACGCCAUUAAUGUUUUUAAACAUAUAUCCGUAAAAGAUACUUCCUUGGAUAAUGUAAAUGGCAACACAACCAGCCAUGCUGCUCAAUUCGUUAAAACCAAUAGAUCAAAUUCUAAAAUAAAAAUGAAAAAUCUAGAAGAGGAUAAAAGCGAUGACGAGAAUUCGGAUAUAACAGCCUCCAAAAGCAACAACAAAGAUACGGCUAAAACUAAUAAAGAAACUAAGGCGGCUAAAACUAAAGCAGCUAAGGAAACUAAAGCCAAAGAAGAAAACAAAACAGAGGAACCACAACCUGAACCAAAAACUAAAACGCAGAAAAAACGCAUGGCGGCCAACAAAAAGGUGAAUGCAUCCAACAACAACAAAGAAGACAGCCAAACGCCUGCAGCAGCUAAUAAUGAAGAUGCUUUCAUGCCCAUACCAGAUGAAGAGCAUCAAAACAGUGUUGUUUCAAGUACAUCAACUGAGAAUUCAGCUGAAGAGGAAGCCUCCUGUUCUAAUACGUCCAACAACAGAUCCUUUAAAAAAGAAUCAGACGAUAAUGAACCCACAAGUACGGCCAACAAGUCCAACAAUCCCACACCCACACCGGAGGCCAAUGUGCAUGUCCUCAAUGAAAUUGUAGAUCAAAUCCUCAAGCCCAAUGCUGAUCGGGAACACAUUUUGGGUUUGUUGGGUCAAAUUUUAAGCGAAGAUAGAUUAGAAGUUAUAAAAUCUUUAAUAGAAAGCAGCAACAGACAACAGACUGAAGAACAACCCGCAAAUAAAGAUGAAACCAUUAAACCAAAAGCUAUAAAAGAAGAGAAAAAUAUAAGCCAACCAACAAAUAAAAAGCAUGAUGAAGAGGAAUUCGAGCCGGACGAACUGGAACCUCUCAAACCCAAAUCUGCUGCGGGAGGAAAAAAAAUUAACAUGCCCAAAAAGAAACGUAGUGAGUUAGAUCGCUUGAAUGAAGACAUUAGAGAUAUGUUUAUAUGUGAGGGAGUAUUAACAGCCACCGGUCGCAGAAUGUGCACUAUUAUGGGCAAAGAGGUGGAAACAGAAGCAGGCAGUAAAUCCACCAAAGAAACAACACCCGCUCCCCUGACUGAACCCGAGAAUACUAACAAAAGAAAGGAAGAUAAGCUUAAGCCGCCGCUAACUACCAGACCCCUAAGGAGAUCGCUGAGAAGUUGUAAAACCAAUGAGGAGACUGAAGAUGAUGCCUUAUCCAUACUCUCGCGCACUACAGAAGAAUCUAUGGAUGACUUCAGUACUACUACCGACACCAGUACCACAAUGGAUACUACACCGCAAAGAAAAAUGCCGAUUUUAAAACCUCAUACACCCAUUAAAAUACCCGAGGAAGUAACAGCUAAAGUUCCCACAACCAAAGAACCCGCAAAUAAAAGAAAAUCAGAUAAUAAAUCGGCCAUAAAGGCGAAAAAAUCAAAAACAAAUCAUAAUGCAACUAAAGACGAUUCAGAAACAGAGGAAAAGGAAUCGGAAACUGAAGUGGAUGAGGAUAAAGACGAAACUGAAACCAAAAACGAAACAAAUGCAAUCGUUUUAAAAAACACCAACAUCCACUGGCAUACUCAAUCCAAAUUUACCACUUGGUGCAUGAUAUGUGACAAAAGAAUACCCGCCAAUGCCAGUUCCCUGCACUACAAUAUUCAUCAUGGCGAAAACUAUAUUUCACGCAUGGCUCCUGUAUUUUUGCAACGCUUUAAGCAGGGAAAACUAAAUCAGCCGCUGUUUGGUGUCAAAAAGGCCCACAAACAAUCCUCCUGGUUCUAUAGAUGCCCGUUUUGCCUGAAAUAUUUCAACACGCCCAUGUCCUUGUGGCUGGAACACUUUCAAAAUCACACCGUCGAACUUCGUUACGAAUGCUCCAAGUGUCAUCGCUGUAGUAAUCGAAGACCCACGAUUUCGCGUCACAUUAGAAACUGCGAAGGAGCUACCAUCUUAAAUUCGAUGGUAAAACUAAACGUACCCACUGCUAUUCAGGCGCAUGUAUGUCAUUUAUGUAAUUUUAUACAAUUGAAACGUUUCAACUUGGAAAGGCAUUAUGUGGAGCAGCAUCACUUGGAUAAGAAAACUGUAGAAUUGUUGGGCUACACUAUAACCUUAUUUGAUGUGGAAAAUGUUGAGUGUGUAACCGAGGACAAGGCGGCCGAAAGAGAAAAUGAGGCUUGGCAAAUGAUUGAGAAGGAUGAGCAGGUAAUUGAUUUGGAAGAUGAAGAGGAUGAAGAAGCAACAGCCACCAAAGAUAAUGCAAUUGAAAAGGAAGAUGCACAGACAUCUAAGGAAAUGAAAAAAGAAAAGGGUAAUACAAAACCAGCUAAAGAAACUGAACAUAAAGAUGAGCCAGAGACUGCGAAGGAAGUUGAAGAAAAGCUAAGUGAAGUUGAGGUAAAAAAUCAAAAGGCCAAACGCAUUUUAGAUUUAGAUGAGUCAAGCGGCACUACAAACCAAAAUAAUGAAAAAGAAGUUGUAGCAAAACCAAUACAAUCCAAAGAUUCAAAUAAACUUGCUCAAAAUAAUGGAAAAGAAGUUGUAGCAAAACCAAUACAAUCUAAAGAUUCAAAUAAACUGGCACAAAAUUUACCAGGAAAAGAUGAAACUUCAAGGAAUGAAAACAUAUCCCUUAAUAAUCAAGCAUCUGAUAAACAACAAGUUAUUGGUAAAGCAACUCUAACAAAAAGUUUAAAUGUUACCCAACCAGGAGUUCAAAAAGCUGCAAAAUAUGAAACAAAACAAAAGAAAGAAACUACAAAUACUUUGGACACAUCAAAUAAUGAUAAAAUAAACACAAAUAAUCGUUCCGAAACUCCACAAAUCCGUAGUAAAACAGCUAAAGCAGAAAGUUUAAAUAAGACUCAACCAAAAGAGCUAAAAGUUGUGAUAACAACAAAACAAAUUCAAAAUUCUGAUGCAGAUGCAGAUCAAAGCCAAAAAGAUAUUAUUGUUUUGGACUUGACCGACAGUGAACCCACAAGCCUGGCUGAUUAUGAGGUAAUAAGUGAAAAAGACACAUAUCAGGACUUGCAAGAUGAACUAUUGGCGUUGGCAGCCGAAGCUGCUGAAAGAGAAGAUGAAACUGAAAAUGAAGCUAAAGAUAAUAAUAGCAAUCAGACACAUGAAAAGGACAACACAAAAGAAAUUGCUAAGGAAACUCCUAAAGAUUGUGCUAAUACUAAUUACAGUGUUCCUCAGCCUCAAACCACAAUGUCUGAUCUUAUUUCAAGCUCCAUAGAUAUGAUUUACAAACGUGGCGAUAGUAGUAAGCGCAAAUCUAUAGGAUUAGACUCUUCAGAGUCUAAAAAACCAAGGCAAACUGCUUCAAAUGCAUUUAUGCCAACAAGAGAUGAAAAUAACUAUUCACCCACCAUCCAGAUAUUGGCACAGUCUAUAAUCAACAUUGAAGAUGACACAAAUGAGGUGGAAAAGACGGCUAACAAACCCAUUACCAUGGCGGAGAGAUUAAGUCAACGUUUAAAGGAUUCGCAAAAUCAAAACACUACAAAAGAUACAGCAGCUCAUAUGAAACCCAAGGAAAAUGCCUUUGAGAAGCUUAUAAAUGAUACUUUACUAGAAUUGGAAAAAGAAAAGGACAGUGUUGCCUCUAGCAAUUCAAACUCUACAGCACAAACACAAGUAUUAGAAAAAGCUUUAACAAAAGCAUCUAAGGAGCCAUUAAAGAGUUUGAAUACAAACGACAUUAUAACGGUCAUAAGCGAUGAUGAGGAUUGGGAAGAUAUUGAAAUUACCGAAACGGCUCCGACGGCCACCUCAACAAAUGCAGGUAAUAUACAAAAGUCCAAGAACAAGGGACUAUUUCAGAAAUUUGGUAUGUUCAAGGGAAAUAACACAAAGUCCAAAAAACACUUGCCACCCAUGGUAUUUAUGCCCAAAAAGAAAACAAAAGAGAAACCCUUACAAAGCACCACAACACCAUCAUCACCCUCACCCACAACUACUACUACUACAACAGCAACUAAAGCUAACAACACCAAUAACUUAACUGCUUCAUCCCAUGUACCUCAUACUAAUUGUAAUGCUCAUCUAGGUUUCAAGCCUGUUAUCAAUAUAAUGGACGAUCUAUUGCCCGACUCUCCCUGUAAUGAUCCCAUUGAUUUAGUGCCGGAACUGGCUCCCUUAGAGCCCUUACAAGACCUUAACGACAUCUCUUCUAUAUUGGACUCCAACUUAAGUGCUGUUAAUAUAAAUGCUGCUGACCAUCAUACCAGCAUUGAGGAUGCUUUAGAUUUUAUAUCCGAACAGCAGGCCAAUGACAAACAAAAGUCUAAAAGUUCAGCUUUGAAAUGCCAGGGCAAGUCUGUCAUUAAUAAUAUAUCGCAUGUGGGCUAUUCGGUGCAAACUACAGGAGAAAAUGCCUUUAAGUUCUAUUGUUUAUUGCAAAAUUGUUCAUUUUUGUAUUCAAGCGAUUCCGUAGGCCUCGAAACGCAUUUUAUGUGUGAACAUGCCCAAGUUAAAUGGAAUGGCUAUUGUUUAAUCUGCCAAACGCAAUGCUUUCCCAAUGCGGAGGCCAGCACAGAGUACUCCAUCACUAAGGAAAUUCAGCAUAUGGUGGAAAAACAUGCCAACAAACAACUGCUGGAACUUAACACAGACUCUACGCAGCAUUCUACCACCUCUAGCCAGGGCAGCGAUGAAAGACCUAAAAUCAAGCUAAGACGUAUGACGGGAGAUUGUCUGUCCCGAGCCACGCCCGAUAUUGAGGUUAAUGAAAGUGCCAGCAAAACCAAUGAUGCACCAGCCAUGUCCAUGUUGGGAGCUUUAUUGGUGGCCAAGCCUAAACCUCCCACAAAGGAUAUGCCACCCCAGCCCCAAAUGCCCUUAACCGAGCCAUUACUAUUGGAUAACAAUACAGAGGACAGACCAUUUAGGAAUGUGAAUGGUGAUUUUGCCAUCACUUCCGUUACUUCGGCCGCCAACAAACAAACUCCUUUACAAAUUUCAAAUGUUGUUAGUUUAAAUCGUCCCACACCCACCAAUACGCCAGAACAAUUACAAAUGCCUAAAAUCUCAAAUGUACGUACUUUGGCGCCAAAGGCCGGCAGCUUAUGGUCACAGCAAAUAGAAAAAGAACGCCAUGAAUUGGUGGAAGCUGCUGCCGAAUCUCUAGAGGUAUCACGCAUUUUGGCAAAUGCCGGAAACCCCUCCACAGAGAGAGAAGUACCUAGAGCUAUGGACGACUCUCCGGUAAUAGUUGCAGAAACGGUGCCAUUAGCUCAAGCCACAACCGGUGAUUUUGUGGUGACUCAAACAGUAUCGGCUCAAUAUAAUGAAUUCUCCUCAGCCGCCUUGGGCUUUAACAUAUCGAUUGCUGCUUCCACAUCUGGUAACUCAACAGCAGCACCAACACCCAACCUAGAAGCCAUACCCUCUAUAACCUCAAGACAAUACAAAUGUAUGGGCAGUGGUUGUAAAUUUGUUAGCCGGGUGCCCGUAGCCAUGAGUGAUCAUCUACGUUUCCAUGAGAGACGCAACUUUUCAAAUAAACAAGAUUACUUGGCUUGUGGUUUCUGUUUCUAUUGUGCCUCUGAUAUUGAAGACUACAUGAAGCAUGCCGACCAGUUUCAUAUAAUAAAUAAAACCGGCUGCCCUUCAGCCCCAGCUGCAGCAAGGGAAACAGACACCGCCACUUCGUUAACGAAAAAAAUACAUGAUAUUUUAAAUAGCAGCAAUAAUACAACACAUGUGCUCAACAGAAAUGUUUACCCAAGUAAUUUCACCAGCCAACACACACCACAAGUGCAGGACACAGAAGAGGUUUAUCUGAAAAAAUUAAGGGAUACCAUAGAUGAAACUGUGGGACCUACGGGAUUAACAGAUGAUAAACUGUAUCGUUGUGUGAUUAAAAGCUGUCACACCCAAUUAACCGAAGGUACUUUCAUCAGUCAUAUCAUGUACCACAUUAGCACCAUGGGCGGCAAUCCCAAUAAUUUUGUCUUCAAAUGUCCCCAUUGUAGGGCCCAAUAUCAACGGCCUGCUGGCAUUAAAGCCCAUAUUAAAAAUCAUGCCCGCAAUCGCUUCUUUUGUUAUAUAUGUGAACAAACCUCCACGAAUCCCGGUCAACUACUAAAACAUUUCUCCGAAAAACACUGGAACACUUUGAAUAUGUAUACCAAAGAAUUGCUUAAGCCCAAAACCUCCACAGAUGGUUCGGAACAAGUGUUGGACUCUGGCUAUUAUGUGGCCUAUACCCAAGAGUUGACGGAUGAUGAGGUUAGGAAAUUUGGCGAAAAGUUGAUAUUGGAAUGGCAGCGUAAAAAAUCCGGUUCUAAGACCCAUUUUAAAUCUAGCGAAAUUGAUUUGUUGCCCUUGCCGGCCAUAUUCCAGCGUGAGGUUAAUUGUGGUGAGUGUAAGUACAAAACUAAGGUGCGCACCAAUAUGGUAAGGCACUUGCAAAUGCAUAAACAAAAUCCCAUGUCCGGCAACAAAACCGGUGCUGCCUCCAAUGUGAAUAGUGUGGAUCCGGUAAAUCCGGUGCCCUGUUUGAAUAGCAGCGAAAGAUUUUUCGAUAAAAUGACCAAUCUCGCCUCCUCUUCUUUAAUACCGUCCACUAGUACGUCGGCGUCGGGGGCGGCAGCGACGUCUGCCACAAAAUCUACUUUCAAAAUCCCUUACUGUUUGUUAGAAAACAAGUGCUACACUUGUGGCUGUUACGGUUGCAAUUAUCAUACAAUAUCUGAGGUACUGUUCCGUACACACAUGUCGACGCUGCACAGUACAGCCACGACAUUUCGUUGCACCUUUUGCCAAGAGCAAGUAUGCAAAAAGGGCAUAACAAUGGAUCGUAUUUUAAAUCAUUUGCGAUUCCAUGGCAGCAUCCUAUAUCGCUGUGAGGAAUGCAAUUAUAUUCACUAUUUGCGCCAUUUUGUGGAGAAACACAUCAAUGACCGGCAUGCCAGCUUAAAGGUGAAUAUUGUCACACAUCAGCGAUCAAGCGAAGAUAAUCCUGAGGGCACUACCACAGCCUUGGCAUAUACAGGUAGAAAAUAUAAAGAAACUUUGGAGACCGAUCAACCGGCCUCAUCAACUUCUACCGCUGUUACACGAUCGUCCAACAGUGAAAGCUCUGUUGCGAAACCAAUAGCUACCUAUGGCAAUACAGCCAACGGCAAAGGUAAAUGGGUGUGUGAUGUGUGUGGUCAGAAGGCAAACACCGUUGGCCAAAUACAAACACAUUGCCAGCAGCAGCACGGUGUUAAGAAUCAAUAUAAAUGUGCUCACUGCAACUUUGGCUCUCAGCAGCUAUCACAAAUUCUGUCCCACAUCGAUGACAAGCAUUCGGGUAAGACGCGUGAAGCCUGCUAUAUGUAUCACAAAUCAGUAAAUACCAGCGAAGAGGUGACCGAUACACGACCCUUGUGGCAGCGAAAUGAUCCUACUCGGGUACGUCACAUCAGAGGUAUUUUAAUGGAAGACGAGGAGUUGGCACUGUCAGAGGAUGUGGAUGAUGAGGAUCAGCAAAUAAAUGUUGAGGAACUAGAUGAAGAAGUGAAUAACUCAAAUUAUUUAUCGGGCUAUGAGUUUGGCUGUUAUCAUUGUGGCUUUAAAACACAAAUGUUUGAGAAUUUAAGGAGUCAACACUAUAUGGCGGUGCAUUGUUGCCAUUUGGAGACGGCGAAACCAUUUUGGUAUCGUCUGCACAGACGUCUCUGCUGUCCCGAAUGUCGUGCAUUCAUCGGCAACAACAGUGAACUGCAACAGCAUCUGCAAAAUGAGCAUAAGAAAACUCGUUUUUAUGCGGCCGAUAUAACAAUGGCCGAAAAUGAAGAUUCCUCGCAAAGAGUUAUGUGUGGUUAUUGUUCAUUUCACUGUUCGGACGCCGAAAGUUUACACAGACAUCACCUCAGGGUGCAGCAUUGGCCCCAGGACAUACGCAUCGACAACGACGAACAGUUUACAGAUAUCUUAGCUUUGGGCAAACCGGAACCAUCCUAUCAAUGUACUCUGUGUGCUGAUGUAUUCCCUAAUCGGGUGGCCAUAGUACAACAUGCCUGUAAUGUGCAUUCGGUAGAGGAAGGCUUUUCCUUUAGGGAGCUGACAAAUGUUCUAAUCUUUCGCUGCAAUAACUGCUGGUUUACCAGCACUAACGAAAUAGAUUUGCUGAGACACAUGAUCGAUCAUUAUAGCCGCUUUAAGAUCUGUAAUUUCUGCAAUCAACACCAAACCUCUUUCAAUGUUUACAUGCAACACUGUUAUGCUGAGCAUAGAAAUGACAUACAACGGUUUCGAACAAUUUAUCCCUUCAGGGAAAUACGCAAGUUUUUGCUGCAAAUGCUACUAGUUUUUCCCAGUGGCCUGGUGCUAAACAAACGCAAUCUUUUGAACACCAAAUAUGGCAGAACAGAGGUAAUCGAUGAGAUUUAUGAGGAAAUAUAUAAAAUAUCACAACAACCUCCCAUACCCAGGCUAUCGAUAGCCCGGUUGGUGGCUCGCAAAUCUAUAGAGGCCCAACAAAAGCCCACUGCCUCGGCACAAGAUGAAGUACUGGAGGCCAUGCAAUCACGUCCUAAACCCAUAUCAAAAAGAAGACGCACCGUGGUGUUGAAUGUGGAAGAUCUUUAUACUAAUAACAGCACAGCACCCUCGUUGCCUAAAGCAAAAGUUUCCAUAAAAGCUGCUGCCCCUAUAGCCAAGAGAAGAACCACAGUGGACCAUGAAAAUUUAGUGACCCAACAGCAGCAGCAACAACAAGAACCCAAUGAGUUUAAUGCACCUUUGCAACAGGCCAAAAUAUCUAAACGUAGACGUACAGUGGCAGUAGAUCGUGACACUUUAUUCUCCACGAAUUUAUCAUCCAACUCAGCACAUUCUUUACUCAUCGAAAAGGAUGUUGUUUCGCAAAAGAAACGCAAAACUUCCCAUACACCCUCACCAAAACACAUACAAGAACCAUAUCCCCUAAAUUUAGACCUGGAACCAUUUUCGUUUUAUGGCCAAACCCCCGAAAAGUUAGAUUUGUCAAAGAUCCAUACUAAAGUGGCUAUAGGCGGCAUACAGACGCCCAUAACCUUGAACAAAUUUAAGCUGCUCGUUAAUAUAGAUUGUCAGCUAAAAUUAACUAAAUGUGAUGAAGAUAGCCAAACCAAUUUAAACUACAAACAAUAUAAACAUAUUAAAAAGGCCUGUCCAGCAAGCCAUAAAUUAAAAUUUAAUAAUUAAACCAUAAGUCAAUCAAACAAUGAUACAAUUUGAUUCGCUUCGAUUUGCUUAAGAAAGUUAUAAACUUUUUUUUUUUUAAAUCAAACCGAUAUAUACUAAAAAUUCGAAUAAGACUCUUUAUUUUGUAAGAAUUUUCCUAAAUGAAAUUAGGAAUUUUUAUUUGUUUUAGUAUUAAGUAAUUUAAAAAAAAAAAUCACUAACAAAUUCAAGUCUGUUAAAUCUAUGAAAUUUGAUUUAAAAAUACUUAAUAAUGUAAUAGUAUUAAAACAACAUAGUUACAAAUAUCCUUGGACACAUAAGGACACCUACACAACAUGAGAACAAAAUUCAGUUGAAAAAUAUUAAUUGAUUUGAGGUUUCAUUAUAUGUGUGUCGUCUCUUCAAUGGUUAUAUGUUUGUUAAAAAUCAAAUUUCGAAUUUCCCUGUAUAUAAACUGAGUUAUUGUUAAGCUUUCCCCGUUUUUUUCCACGCUCUAAUUUUGUUAUGUGUAAAGCGGGAAAAUGUUAAAGGGGAAGGCCUACAAGAUUUUAUAGCCCUGUUAAUAUUUAAGUUAAGUUUUUUUUUAAAAAAAUUUUUUUUGAACAUUUACCAAUUAUUUAAACAUUAAUUUUUUAUAUAAUAAUUAUCAUUAUUAAUAUUAAUAUUUUUAUUAUUUAACUGAAAUAAAUGUAAAUAACUGAGCAACUUA
Calliphora vicina (urban bluebottle blowfly) is the source of this 14140-nucleotide messenger RNA. RefSeq lists its product as uncharacterized. NCBI's taxonomy places the organism in Eukaryota, Metazoa, Arthropoda, Insecta, Diptera, Calliphoridae. The transcript has 5 exons. Bases 73 to 13452 code for a protein of 4459 amino acids. Gene Ontology annotation, cellular component: nucleus. Gene Ontology annotation, biological process: positive regulation of transcription by RNA polymerase II. The record is from RefSeq and is a predicted model, not a curated record.